Drosophila subpulchrella is the source of this 2020-nucleotide messenger RNA. It is a transcript of the gene Ance-2, whose product is annotated as angiotensin-converting enzyme. The coding region runs from base 167 to 2005 and encodes 612 amino acids. The record is from RefSeq and is a predicted model, not a curated record. Gene Ontology annotation, molecular function: peptidyl-dipeptidase activity; metallopeptidase activity. NCBI's taxonomy places the organism in Eukaryota, Metazoa, Arthropoda, Insecta, Diptera, Drosophilidae. Gene Ontology annotation, cellular component: plasma membrane. The transcript has 4 exons. Gene Ontology annotation, biological process: proteolysis.
ACCGACUUGCUUCACUGACCACGGAUUGUCGUUGGCCCAAGUCAGUUGACUUCGAGAGCUGCGCAUGCGCAGAACGUUUGAUGAUCAGACUGGGUAAAAGUGCCGGGCAUUUUAAUGAGCUAAUAAAUUGAGUUGCGAAAGUGAAUUUAACAGAAAGUGUGGGAACAUGUGGAUAUGCUCAGCGGUUUUGCUUCUGGUGGGAUUUACACUGGCUGAAUCACCCCCCGAUGAAACAUUAGAUAGAUUUUUGAAUGAAACCAAUCAACAACUCGCUGUUAUUUAUGAUCAGGCUGUUCUGGCUCAGUUUCUGAAUGAGUUGCGCGGACCCAAUGAUUUGGUGGCUCUCCUGGAGAUCGAGGUCACCGACGAUAAGCUUCUGAAGUAUGUGAGGACUUUGAUGACCCGCAAGGCCAAGUUCAAGCGCUUGGGACUGGGAGACUCGCGCCAGCGGAGAUUACUUUCCAAGUUUCCCCAACUGGGCUACGAGGCUCUGAACGACAGAGAUUUGAAGCGGGUCUACGCACUGGCCUCUAACAUGAGCGACAAUUACCAUAAUGUCAAGCUGUGUGCUUACAAACAGCCGGAGAAUUGCACUUUGAGACUCAUACCAGAGGUCCAAUCGAUAGUUCAAGGGAGCCGAGAUCUGGACGAGAUCGAAUAUUACUGGUUCGAGUGGCGAAGGCGCACUGGUUUGGCCACCAGAUCUCAGUUUGUGGCGUUUAUGGAUCUUUAUAAAAAGACCGCCCAGCUAAAUGGAUAUCCUCGCGCCGAGGACUACUGGUUUCGAUCCCUGGAACUGGAUGGUCAGAAGACCAUGGCUCUGCUGGAUAAAAUAAUGCAUGGCUUGAGGCCUUUGUUUCUGCAGUUCCACGCCCAUGUCAGGGGAUCGCUGAGGAAGAUGCACGGUGAGGACUUGGUGCCGAGGAACCGACCCUAUCCCCAGCAUUUGGCAGAGGUCUUCAUUGGCAAUGCCUUCAGAAGGGUGCAGGCUGAAUGGUAUGUGGAUCUACCUUCACCGGAGACGGGGCUGGCCAAUAUUACCCAGGAGCUGCAUCGCCGGGGACUGAGCACGACUCAAAGGGUGUUCUGGAAUGUGGCCGAGUACUACAGAGCCCUUGGUCUGCCCCAGCUGGAGGAAUCCCUUUGGACUUAUGCCCAGAAGGUAGCCUCCGAUGACGAUGAUCGGUGUUGGCACAAAGCCUGGCGGUAUUAUGCCCUGCCCAGGACCAACUUUACCUUCUGUCCUCUGAAUGACGAGGAGCGUUUCUUCAACAUGUUUGAGGCCCACUCGGACUUACACUAUUAUCGAGCUGCCUCAGUGCAGCCAACCUUACUCCAAGAGGAGCCCUUUCCCAAUUUCAGUGAUGCCAUUGGCAAGUGUUUUUCCAUGGCAGCCAGUUCACCGCGGUUCCUUAGGAAACUUGGGCUACUAAGGGAUGCCAAGUGGAAGGAGUUGCCCGCUCGUCUGAAUCGAUUAUAUGUUCAAGGCCUGAGGGUUGUGUUCCUCCUGCCCGUUUUCUAUGUCCUGGAUCGUUAUCGAGUGGAAGUCCUGGCCGGUCACAUCAAGGCGGAUGACAAUGAGGCCUAUUGGCGAUUUACUGAGCAUUUUACAGGAGCGACAGCACCAACGAAGAGGACCAACGAACAGUUCGAUGUUCCGGCCAAACUUCUCAUGGAGGUAGACGAUCAGUAUGCCAGCCACUUUCUUAGCAUUGUUUUGCAGUUCCAGCUGUUAAAAUACUUUUGCACCGAAUCAGGACAGUUUGAAAAUGGGAAUCCCAGGAUGCCCUUGGACUUGUGCGAUCUUUCCGAUCAACGAGGCAUAGGAGGGAUUCUCCUUAAAGGCAUGUCGCUGGGCUCUUCGGUUCACUACAGACAGGUACUUCAGGAACUUGUUGGUGAACCCGAGAUCAGCAUAGAUGGCUUGCUGACCUACUUUCAACCUCUAUAUGAUUGGUUGCAACAGCAAAAUCAACAGAAUGACCUGGAAGUGGGUUGGAAAUAAAUUGUGUGCCGGAAA